This is a messenger RNA of Quercus robur (English oak), 1518 nucleotides long. RefSeq names its product pentatricopeptide repeat-containing protein At4g20740-like. NCBI's taxonomy places the organism in Eukaryota, Viridiplantae, Streptophyta, Magnoliopsida, Fagales, Fagaceae. Gene Ontology annotation, molecular function: protein binding. The transcript has a single exon. Bases 1 to 1518 code for a protein of 505 amino acids. The record is from RefSeq and is a predicted model, not a curated record.
AUGUCAAGCCUAGGGUUUUUUUUGUAUAAUAGGAUUAUUGAUGCUUUGACGAAGAAUGGGUAUGUGGAUUUGGCGGUUUCAGUUUAUGAUGAUUUUAGGAAUGAUGGUUUGGUUGAAGAGAGUGUUACUUUUAUGGUUUUGAUUAAAGGGUUGUGUAAAGUUGGGAGAAUUGAUGAAAUGUUGAAGGUUUUAAGUAAAAUGAGGGAGAAUUUGUGUACGCCGGACGUGUUUGCGUACACGGCGAUGGUGAGGGUGUUGGUUGAAGCAGGGAAUUUGGAUGGGUGUUUGAGGGUUUGGGAGGAAAUGAGGAGGGAUAAGGUGGAGCCGGACGCAAUGGCACAUACAACUUUGGUUACCGCAUUGUGUAAAGGUGGGAGGGUGGAGAAAGGGUAUGAGUUGUUUAGGGAGAUGAAGGAGAAAAGGUGUUUGAUUGAUAGGGCAAUAUAUGGAUCAUUGGUUGAUGCGUUUGUGGUAGAUGGGAAAGUGGGGUUUGCUUGUGGUUUGUUGAAGGAUUUGGUGGAUUCUGGGUAUAGAGCUGAUUUGGGGAUUUAUAAUUCGAUUAUCGAAGGUUUGUGUGGUGUGAAGCGAGUCGAUAAGGCUUAUAAGGUUUUUCAGGUCACGGUUCAGGAGGGUCUUGAGCCAGAGUUUGUGACUGUGAAUCCAAUUUUGGUUUUGUAUGCAGAGAUGAGAAGGAUGGAUGAGUUUUGUAAAUUGUUAACCCAAAUGGAGAAAUUGGGAUUUUGUGUCAUUGAUGAUCUUUCGAAGUUCUUUGCUUUUGUGGUUGGGAAGGAGGAGAGGACAAUGAUAGCUGUGGAAGUGUUUGAGGACUUGAAAAAAAGAGGUUAUUGUAGUGUUUCCAUAUACAAUAUUCUUAUGGGGGCACUUCACAAGAAGGGGGAGUUCAAAAAGGUGAUAUCACUCUUUGAUGAAGUAAAGGAAUCAGAUUUUGAACCUGACUCAUUGACUUAUAGUAUUGCAAUUGAAUGUUUUGUUGAGAUUGGUGAUAUUGAAAAAGCAUGUCUGUAUCAUAAUAAAAUCAUGGAGAUGUCUUUGGUUCCUUCUGUUGCUGCUUAUUGUGCUCUUGCUAAAGGGCUCUGCAAGACUGGAGACAUUGAUGUAACUAUGAUGCUUGUUCACGAUUGCUUAGCCAAUGUUACGAGUGGCCCUAUGGAGUUUAAGUAUACACUUUCUGUUGUCCAUGCCUGUAAAUCUGGUGGUGCUGAGAAGGUGAUUGAGGUACUAAAUGAAAUGAUGCAACAGGGUUGUCCUCCUGAUGAGGUUAUAUACGCUGCUAUCAUCUCUGGCAUGUGUAACUAUGGGACAAUAGAGGAGGCAAGGAAGGUUUUUUCAAAUUUGAGAGACCGCAAACUUUUAACAGAAGUCAAUAUGAUUGUCUACAAUGAAAUGCUAAUUGAGCAUAUGAAGAAGAAGACUGCGGACUUGGUGGUGUCUGGAUUGAAGUUUUUUGGUCUAGAGUCCAAGUUGAAAGCAAAGGGUAGUACACUGCUGUCAAGUUGA